Rotaria socialis is the source of this 1023-nucleotide messenger RNA. Lineage: Eukaryota; Metazoa; Rotifera; Eurotatoria; Philodinida; Philodinidae. The record is from the annotation of a GenBank genome assembly.
AUGGAAAUGUUUUCAAAGUUGUUGUUUAUUCUAUUGACUAUUUGUUUUAUGGUGGUUUGUGAACAAAUAACAGUUGAAGCAGUAGGUACUCAUUUAGAAUCUACUCAAGAAACUGUAACUGAAGAGAUUCCAGCUCCAACUGAAACGAUUGACUAUUGGAACGACAUGGGUGUUGUAGGAAGUUCGACGGCGGUCAAUUGGAAAGAUGAGAUUAGUGAAUCGUUAGACGAUGACAUAAUCGAAUUAAAUGUUGGUGGUGAAAAAAUAUCGACUCUACGGUCAACUUUGACUGCUGUGCCUAAAUCUAAAUUAGCGAAGAUGCUCAUGAAAAAUAAUGAAAGUGAGUUACAUUUACGAGACAAAGCCGCAAUCAAACGUAAUCCAGAAAUGCCUGCUUAUGCAGUUGAGUUUCAAGCACCAAAUGUGGAUCUAAAAGCGAAUUUCACAGCUAUGCUAACAGAUCUUGGACUAAAUCCCGAGGCAUACUUAUGGCCUAUUCAUGGUGUUCAUCGGUAUUUGAAUACGAAUUCUUUAAUUGGAUGGCAAGAAUGCUAUCGAAGCACAUACGAUACCCCGUUUGACUUAUUGUCGUUUCGAAUAUCGUGCCGAAGUACAAAACUUCUUGUUGCAUGUCGUCCAACUUACAACAGAAACAUGUUAUCGCUAGCUGGUGUAGGUAACUCGAUUGAUAGAUUGGAUAAAUGUCCUCCGAAAAAGCAUUGCCUACUUCAAGCGAAUACUUUUCUUGGUUUCUAUAACAGAUUACAAAUAGCCUGGGGCUUUGAAGGACGUCCAGAAGAUUCACGCUCAAACUUCUACUUUUUAUCGGGUCUCGAUGACGACGGUAACCCAAAGACGUUAGUUGAUUAUAUUCCUUGCGAUCGAAGCGAUGAAUAUUCUGAAUAUCGACUUUGUUGGUCGCUUCGCUCCAGUGUUCACCGUGGUGGUGGAGAUCGAUGUGGGUCAAUGACAGAUCUUCACAAUAACGCUUAUUGGGAACGAAUAGUUUACCAACCUAUUUGA